CAGCUCAGCUCCAAGUGAAUCGAGCUCGCGCGAACCGAUCGAACAUGGAGUCGUCGGGCGACACGGCGCCGUUGCACUCCUCACCGACCCCGACGUCGCCGCCGGCAAUGGCGACGGGGGCGGCGGUGGUGAUGAGCCCGUGCGCGGCGUGCAAGAUCCUCCGCCGCCGGUGCGUGGACCGCUGCGUGCUGGCGCCCUACUUCCCACCCACGGACCCCCACAAGUUCGCCACCGCGCACCGCGUCUUCGGCGCCAGCAACAUCAUCAAGCUCCUGCAGGACCUGCCCGAGGAGCAGCGCGCGGACGCGGUGAGCAGCAUGGUGUACGAGGCGGCGGCGCGCGCGCGGGACCCCGUCUACGGCAGCGCCGGCGCCAUCUGCCAGCUCCAGAGGCAGGUCGACGGCCUCAAGGCGCAGCUCGCGCGCGCGCAGGCGGAGCUCGCGGCCGCCCGCGCCCACCACGCGCACCUCGUCGCGCUGCUCUGCGUCGAGGUGGCCACCGCCGCCGCCACGCCUCCGCAGGACGCCUACUGCACCGGCGGAGGCGGAUCACAGACCCAGCUCGCCGCACCGCCUGGUGUAGGCUCCGCGCACGCGGACGCGCUUUAUGUCGUCGACGGCGGCGCGGCGGGCGGCGGCGGCAUCAUGCAGGCCGGGCACGUCGGCUGGGCCGACGAGCCGCUCUGGACAUAAGCGCGCGCAAGCUGGCGCGCACUGGAUGAUGCACUCGUCACUCAACUGGCCAACUGCUACUACGUACGCAUGAUUCGUGUGUAAUUACUAGUGCUACAUUUUACUUAACUGGGUUAACCAAAGGGUUGACCUGCUUGAUGAAUUUGUUGGAGUUUCAAGAUGGAGGAAGAUCGAGUUUGUGUUGUUUUGUUGCAAAAAUACUACUAGUACAUAGAAUAAAAAAUUCCGUCAUGUUGAAGUUCCAACAAGUUCUGAGAAGUCCUAAUCGAGACGGAAACUUGUAUCCUUGCCUUCUUCUGCAGUUGUGAAGAAGGAUGUGGUUGGUUCUCUUGUGUGUUGUUAGGUCAAAUUGCAUUUCUAUCAUGAACAAAUGCAUGUCAUUUUCAAGAAGAGUAUAUUUAGUUCUCUACAACUCCAUGUAAUAGUGAUUGUCCAUUUCACUAUGAAUUAGAGAAAUUAACUUAGCGUGAAUGGGAAAUUCUUUGUUUUGUCUAA
Triticum aestivum (bread wheat) is the source of this 1187-nucleotide messenger RNA. Its product is annotated as LOB domain-containing protein 1-like. The record is from RefSeq and is a predicted model, not a curated record. The transcript has a single exon. Bases 45 to 692 code for a protein of 215 amino acids. Lineage: Eukaryota; Viridiplantae; Streptophyta; Magnoliopsida; Poales; Poaceae.